This is a messenger RNA of Vanessa atalanta (red admiral), 1333 nucleotides long. It is a transcript of the gene shf, whose product is annotated as protein shifted. NCBI's taxonomy places the organism in Eukaryota, Metazoa, Arthropoda, Insecta, Lepidoptera, Nymphalidae. Gene Ontology annotation, biological process: anatomical structure development. The coding region runs from base 159 to 1265 and encodes 368 amino acids. Gene Ontology annotation, molecular function: signaling receptor binding. The transcript is spliced from 8 exons. The record is from RefSeq and is a predicted model, not a curated record. Gene Ontology annotation, cellular component: cell surface; extracellular region.
CCGUGUUGAAUCGUGUAACGAAUAGCACGCGUACACUUUGUUUAAAUUCGUUAUAAAAAACGGUCUAGGUUCUCGAUCAGGUGCAGUGAAUUUAUAAAUAUGAUCGCGUGAUUUGUAACCGUGUUCAUAUAUUUAUCACAGAAUAUAUAUCAGUCAGAAUGUGGCCGUCGGCGUCAUUCGCGGCACGGGUGUGCGCAGGAGUGGCGCUGGCGAUGUCGCUUACCAUCGGGGCUGGCCGACGAGAUUACAAGGAUCCAGAGAGACAGAACUCGGACAUAUCGCUUUGGAUUGAUGAGCGGCAAGUGAGAAUGUUCAGUGGAAUAUCAAUGCAAGUAUUCGCAAUAUUGAACGGCAACAUAUCGCCGUACAUAUUAGAACCUAAUUUCUCCCAUAAACUACCUGUGAUACCCUCUGAAGUGGGCUACGUCAAUUUCACAUGGCGUUCGAAGAAGCGGUACUUCUAUAACUUUGACACACUGACGUCUUCUGACCCCAAAGUCUUGAAACCACCAUACCUAUCCAUCAAAACACAAGGCCGGGUGCCUAAAGCCUCUAAAGAGUUCAGUAUAUUUUUGCCUUGUAUGGGUAAUGUGAGUGGAGUGGCAACAUUUGAAAUAGGCCUAGUGCUCAAAAACGGUCGAGGCACCCCGUUGAAAGGUACGCCCCUCAGGCUAAACCUAAAGAAGGAAUGCGCACAGAGAGGUGUGUAUUUAGAAAGGACAGGGCCCGACCCGGAGUGCGACAAGAAGUGCGCGAACCAGGGCUGGUGCAACAGCGACAAGAUCUGCCAGUGCCCCGAGGGCUACAUGGGGCAGCACUGCCGCACGGCGCUGUGCUACCCGCAGUGCAUGAACGGCGGGAACUGCACGGCGCCCGGCGUGUGCUCGUGCCCGCCCGGCUACCAGGGCCGCCACUGCGAGGGAGGUAUAUGUUCACAAAAAUGUUUAAAUGGCGGAAAAUGUAUACAAAAGGAUACCUGUGAAUGUCCUAAAGGAUAUUAUGGUCGGCGCUGCGAAUUUUCGAAAUGCGUUAUCCCCUGUCUAAACGGGGGGAAAUGUAAGGGCGUGAACAAGUGUCGCUGCCCCGCGGGGCUCGGCGGCAACCACUGCGAGGUGGGGCGCCGCGCGGGCGACUGCGCGCGCGCGUGUCGGCACGGCGUGUGUCGCGCCGGCGCGUGUCGCUGCGAGCCCGGCUGGCGGGGGCGCUUCUGCCAUCGAACUUACGGAUCUUCAGAAGAGUCUGGCGAGUUCAAGAGGCCGCGAUAAAAAAGGCAAUACAUAUUAACACGUCAGCAGAUGUAACUUGUGAUUUCAUUAUUUUUAUAAGAACUUUU